CCUCCGCGGGGAGUCACGUGCCCCGCCCCCUUGGGGGCGUUGAAAACUCAAAACAAAAACAAGGGGUUUGCUAGGGCCUCCGCGGUGGCGGCGGCUGCAGUGGAGCCCGUGGUGGGGCAGGGCUAGAGGGGCCAGUGCAGCGCCCCAGCCGGAGGGUGGGCGCGCAGGCAGCGGGAUGACGCCGGGUCUGUGAGGCCGAGGCGGCGGCGGCAGGGGGGAAGGGUCGGAUGCCGGUCCGGGGGCACCGCUGAGGCUGCGGGUCCCAGACCUCGGAGAUAGGUCCGGAAGCACCCGCCGCGCCCAGUCCCCCCGACCGUGACGCGGAAGGCUGGUGGAGGCGCGGUUCCAGCACGAUGAAGGAUUUGGGGGCAGAAUACUUGGCCGGUCGUGAAGGGGUGCAGCUCCUCGGAUUGUUGAACCUCUACCUAGAACAGGAGCAGAGAUUCCAACCUCGAGAAAAAGGGCUGAGCUUGAUCGAGGCUACUCCGGAGAAUGAUAACAGUUUGUGUUCAAGAUUGAGAAAUGCCAAAGUAGAAGAUUUAAGGAGUUUAACCAAUUUUUUUGGAUCUUGCACUGAAACUUUUGUCCUGGCUGUCAAUAUUUUGGACAGAUUCUUGGCUCUUAUGAAGGUGAAACCUAAACAUUUGUCUUGCAUUGGAGUCUGUUGUUUUUUGCUGGCUGCUAGAAUAGUUGAAGAAGAAUGCAAUAUUCCAUCUACUCACGAUGUCAUCCGGAUUAGUCAGUGUAAAUGCACUGCUUCUGACAUAAACCGGAUGGAAAAAAUAAUUUCAGAAAAAUUGCACUAUGAAUUGGAAGCUACUACUGCCUUAAACUUUUUGCACUUAUACCAUACCAUAGUACUUUGUCAUACUUCAGAAAGGAAAGAAAUACUGAGCCUUGAUAAACUGGAAGCUCAGCUGAAAGCUUGCAACUGCCGACUUAUCUUUUCAAAAGCAAAACCAUCUAUACUAGCUUUGUGCCUUCUCAAUUUGGAAGUUGAAACUUUGAAAUCCAUUGAAUUAUUGGAAAUUCUCCUGCUUGUUAAAAAACAUUCCAAGAUUAAUGACUCCGAGUUCAUUUACUGGAGGGAGUUAGUUUCUAAAUGCCUAGCAGAAUAUUCUUCUCCUGAAUGUUGCAAACCAGAUCUUAAGAAGUUGGUUUGGAUUGUUUCAAGGCGCACAGCCCAGAACCUCCAUAACAGCUAUUAUAGUGUUCCUGAGCUGCCAACGAUACCGGAGGGGGGGUGUUUUGAUGAAAGUGAAAGUGAGGACUCCUGUGAAGACAUGAGCUGUGGAGAAGAGAGCCUCAGCGGCUGCCCUCACAGUAACCCGGAGUGUGCUUUCUUUUUCAGCUUCAAAGUGGCACAGACGCUGUGCGUUCCAUCUUAGAAAUCCAGUUGUCCUGGGUCCGAAUUUACAGUGUAUGUACAGGUUUCAAAGCAAUAAAUGGGGGAGUAGGUAGUUUCCUGGCCCAGCCCCCAUCUAGGCAGGAAUUGCAUAGCCUGGAAUACCUACCUUCUAUUUAUUAUUCAGAUCAGAUCUGGCCUAUUUUCAUAUUUAAUCCUAAGCCAUCAAAUGGGUUAGUGCCUCUUGAACAAUUAACAAUACUUUAGACAUUGGCACUUUAUUUUUCUCGUUGAUCUUUAGCUACUUGGGGGAGGAGGGAAGGUGCUGAUAUCUUCAAUUUAUUACUUUUCAAGAAGCUUUUUAAAGACGAAUAGUGUAGCUUAAACUUUUUAUAAAGCCUUCAGGUGUCAUUACUGAAACAGACUGGGGAGCGUGCAGGUGCUUCCUUAGCAGGGAUAAUGGAUAAUCCUUUAACGGUUUAUCUUAGAUUCCCCCCACCCCAGAACAGAGAAUAUACUCUUAAAUGUCGAACACCUUUUUUUUGUUGUCUUUUGAAUAAUCAGUGUACUAUCCGAUGCAGACUCUAUACACUUAGGACUUAUAAUAUUGACAUUUCUGUGAAUUUUAGUAAGUAAUGUCUUCAUUGCUUUGAGGUUUCUGCCAAAGCAGAAAUAAGCAACAGGCUAGGGUUGUUAGAUAGUUGCAUUCCUAAUGCCUAAGUAUUGUCAGACUAUAGUAUUAUUUUAAUGUUUUUAAAAUAAUCCAUAAUCUGCUAGUUUUGCAUGUACUGGUGUGAAAGCAGUGCAAGAAGUUGAACAGAACUAGGUAACUAUGGAACUGAUAAAUGUUGAUCUAGUAACACAUCUUAUCUCCUUUUCUUAUAUUAAAAAUAAGUCUGCAUGAUUACAUUUUCUUUCCUUUGUAAUUCACAUUUCAGAAAUAAUGGUAUUAGUAUAUGGGUGCCAUAUUGAAUAUGAAGUGUAAAAAAAAAAAAAAACGAAGUGUUUGUAGUGUUAGUUUUAAGUGUAUCUGUAUGGUGGUACAGCCAUAAGAAUAGGGAUUUACAAACUCUGUACACAUAAGCUUUGUACAGAGAAUUUUUUUAACUCUAUAAACUGUAUAUAAAAAUGUAAAUCUUUAAAAAAAUGUACAUAAAAAUAGUGUAUUUUUUUACCGUGUGUGUGAUAGUCUAGUCAUUGCAUGUAAAUAUAAUUUAUUGUGUAUUCUGUAUUAUAAAUCAUAUAGUGAUGGCUUACUUUUUUACUGGUAAGUCAGCAUCCAUUGGAUGUUUCCUGAAGUGAAGCUUUUUGAAGUAAUAAUAGAUUACAACUCAAAAAUAAAAAUAUCAAUAAAUUGUAUUCCUUGGUUGCAGUCA
Sus scrofa (pig) is the source of this 2721-nucleotide messenger RNA. RefSeq names its product cyclin G2 (gene CCNG2). Lineage: Eukaryota; Metazoa; Chordata; Mammalia; Artiodactyla; Suidae. The record is from RefSeq and is a predicted model, not a curated record.